CCCACAUCGGAUUCACAGUUCCUCACCAACGUUGCUCUCAGCUGAGUUUCAGGGAAACAAAAAGGAAGCAUCAUUUUCUUAAUCCAAGAAAAAAUAUCCCUUUUCGUUUUAAUCUUUGUCGUAGCUAAUCCAUCUUCGUUCGUGUGAGAGAAAAAUGGCUAAGAAUGUAGGAAUUCUUGCUAUGGAUAUUUACUUCCCUCCUACCUUUGUUCAACAGGAAACCUUGGAGGCUCAUGAUGGCGUGAGCAAAGGAAAAUACACCAUUGGACUUGGACAAGAUUGUUUGGCCUUCUGUACUGAGGUCGAAGAUGUGAUCUCAAUGAGUUUGACAGUUGUUACUUCACUCCUUGAGAAGUAUAAGAUUGACCCUAAACAAAUUGGCCGUCUUGAAGUUGGCAGCGAGACCGUGAUAGACAAGAGCAAGUCCAUUAAGACUUUCCUAAUGCAAAUUUUUGAGAAAUGUGGAAACACUGACAUUGAAGGGGUCGAUUCAACUAAUGCAUGUUAUGGAGGGACUGCAGCUCUGUUCAACUGUGUCAAUUGGGUGGAAAGUAGUUCAUGGGAUGGACGAUAUGGCAUUGUUGUUUGUACUGACAGUGCGGUCUAUGCUGAAGGACCUGCCCGGCCUACUGGAGGAGCAGCUGCAAUUGCUAUGCUAAUUGGGCCUGAUGCUCCUAUUGCUUUUGAAAGCAAAUUUAGGGGGAGUCACAUGUCCCAUGCCUACGACUUUUACAAGCCCAACCUUGCUAGUGAAUAUCCGGUUGUUGAUGGAAAACUCUCUCAAACGUGCUAUCUCAUGGCUCUUGAUACUUGCUAUAAAUACUUCUGUCACAAGUACGAGAAACAAGAGGGCAAGCAAUUUUCCCUUUCCGAUGCUGACUACUUUGUAUUUCAUUCUCCAUAUAAUAAGCUUGUGCAAAAAAGCUUUGCUCGUUUGGUGUUCAAUGACUUUGUGAGGAAUGCCAGUUCUGUUGAUGACAUUGCUAAAGAAAAGUUGGCUCCAUUUUCAACUUUGACCGGUGAUGAAAGCUACCAAAGCAGGGAUCUUGAGAAGGCAUCCCAACAAGUUUCAAAGCCCCUUUACGAUGCCAAGGUGCAACCAACCACCUUGAUACCAAAGCAAGUUGGCAACAUGUACACAGCAUCUCUGUACGCUGCGUUUGCAUCUCUUCUUCACAGCAAAAACAGUGAACUGGCAGGAAAGCGGGUAAUAUUAUUCUCAUACGGAAGUGGACUGACUGCCACAAUGUUUUCAUUGCGACUCCAUGAAGGUCAACAUCCUUUUAGCCUAUCGAACAUUGCGACGGUGAUGAAUAUUGCUGGAAAAUUGAAGUCUAGGCAUGAGUUUGCCCCUGAGAAGUUCGUCGAGACUAUGCACCUCAUGGAGCAUAGGUAUGGAGCUAAAGACUUUGUGACUAGCAAAGACUGUAGCCUUUUGUCUCCCGGAACAUACUACCUCACCGAAGUCGAUUCUAAGUACCGGAGAUUCUAUGCAAAGAAGGACGGGAACUGUACUGGUAAUGAGAAUGGUUCUGUUGUCAAUGGUCACUGAAGAAGAACAGAUUUACCAAGAACUGGGUUCCCAUUUGUAAGUUGAAAACGACAUAGUUCCAAAUAGCAGCAAAUCCCUUUUUCAACCCUAUUGUCAUUUUUCAAUCUUGUUUGUAAUAAGUUAAUUGUAAACCCAGUUUUACCUAUGUUGAAACAAAUAGUUGGCAAUAGAUUGGUGAAUUUACAUGAGA
Gossypium raimondii (Peruvian cotton) is the source of this 1742-nucleotide messenger RNA. Its product is annotated as hydroxymethylglutaryl-CoA synthase. NCBI's taxonomy places the organism in Eukaryota, Viridiplantae, Streptophyta, Magnoliopsida, Malvales, Malvaceae. Gene Ontology annotation, biological process: acetyl-CoA metabolic process. Gene Ontology annotation, molecular function: hydroxymethylglutaryl-CoA synthase activity. Bases 155 to 1552 code for a protein of 465 amino acids. The record is from RefSeq and is a predicted model, not a curated record. The transcript is spliced from 12 exons.